Molecule: messenger RNA, 2550 nt
Organism: Fulvia fulva
Lineage: Eukaryota; Fungi; Ascomycota; Dothideomycetes; Mycosphaerellales; Mycosphaerellaceae
Product: Urease
Exons: 5
Coding region: 1-2550 (849 amino acids)
Biological process (GO): urea catabolic process
Cellular component (GO): urease complex
Molecular function (GO): nickel cation binding; urease activity
Source: RefSeq, a predicted model, not a curated record
AUGCAGUUGGCACCGAAGGAGAUCGCAACACAGAUAGAUAAGCUCCUCAUAUCCCAAAUCGGCACCCUCGCACAACGACGCCUGGCUCGCGGCGUACGACUCAACCAUACCGAAGCACUGGGCCUCAUCGCGAGCGUCCUACACGAGUUGAUAAGAGAUGGCGAAUACACCGUGGCAGACCUCAUGUCCAUCGGUACAACGCUGUUGGGGCGCAGGCAUGUCCUGCCCAGCGUUCCACAUACCUUGAUGGAGAUGAUGGUGGAGGGCACGUUCAGGAAUGGGACAUAUCUAGUGACAAUUCAUAACCCUAUCGCGACGGAUGAUGGGAAUUUGGAGAGGGCGUUGUAUGGGAGUUUCCUGCCGAUCCCUGGGCUGGGGAAGUUUCCGUGGCCGCCGGUUGAGGGGUUGGAGGCGUGGAAGGGGGGAAAGAUGCCCGGGGCGGUGGUUGCGGUGAAGGGGACUGCGAGUAGGAUUCAUCUUAAUGUUGGGAGGAGAAGGAUCAGGAUGAAGGUAACGAGUAAAGGAGAUCGCCCGAUUCAGGUGGGAAGUCAUUACCAUUUCAUUGAGACGAAUCCGAAGCUGGAGUUUGAUCGGUUGAGGGCCAAGGGCAUGCGGUUGGAUAUUCCUGCGGGUACGUCGAUUCGGUUUGAGCCGGGGGAUAUGAAGACUGUGACGCUGGUGGAGAUUUCGGGGAAUCGGAUUAUUGCGGGUGGGAAUGAUGUUGCUCCGGGGGAUGUUAAGGAUUUGGAAGGUGUGUCUGGCGAAGAGGAUGCGGGUAUCAUGCAUAGGUUGCGAGAGGGUGGGUUUUUGAAUGUUGAGCAGCCAGACGCUGAUCAGAUUCUGGACCCGUACUCGAUGCCGCGAGAAGACUACAUUGCCAUGUUUGGACCCACAACUGGUGAUCGCAUCCGUCUUGGACCGACAGACCUCUGGAUCAAGGUCGAGCGCGACAUGACUGUCUACGGCGACGAAUGCUCCUUCGGCGGAGGCAAGACUAUCCGUGAUGGUAUGGGUCAAGCCAGUGGUCGCCGCGACGCGGAAUGUCUAGACACUGUCAUAACCAACGCCCUUAUUGUCGACUGGACGGGGAUCUACAAAGCAGACAUUGGCAUCAAGAAUGGUCUUAUCGUUGGAAUCGGCAAAGCAGGCAACCCAGAUGUGAUGCAAGGCGUAGACCCUGCUCUCGUAAUUGGUGCAGCGACGGAUGUUAUUGCCGGUGAGCAUAAGAUCAUCACAGCUGGUGGGUUUGAUAGUCACAUCCACCUCAUCUGCCCACAGCAAGCCUACGAAGCCAUCGCCUCCGGCAUCACCACCUUCCUCGGCGGCGGCACAGGUCCCAGCACGAGUAGUAAUGCAACAACCUGCACCCCCAGCACCACCAUGAUCAAACAAAUGCUCCAAGCCUGCGACUCCCUCCCCAUCAACAUCGGCAUAACCGGCAAAGGCAACGACGCCUCCCCCAUCCCCCUCCGCGACCAAGUCGAAGCAGGAGUCUGCGGCCUCAAACUCCACGAAGACUGGGGCUCCACGCCCAAAGCCAUCGAUUCCUGUCUAAGCGUCUGCGACGACUUCGACAUCCAAUGCCUCAUCCACACCGACACGCUCAACGAAUCCGGCUUCGUCGAAACCACCGUCGCAGCCUUCAAGCACCGCACAAUCCACACCUACCACACCGAAGGCGCCGGCGGCGGCCACGCCCCGGACAUCAUCAGCGUGGUGGAACACCCCAACGUCUUACCGUCGUCUACCAACCCGACGAGGCCGUAUACGGCCAACACGCUCGAUGAGCAUUUGGAUAUGUUAAUGGUGUGUCACCAUUUGAGUCGGAAUAUUCCAGAGGAUGUGGCGUUUGCGGAGAGCAGGAUUCGGGCGGAGACGAUUGCGGCUGAGGAUGUGUUGCAUGAUUUGGGCGCGAUUUCGAUGAUGAGUAGUGAUUCUCAGGCUAUGGGGAGGUGUGGGGAGGUUGUGGGGAGGACGUGGAAUACGGCGCAUAAGAAUAAGGUUCAACGAGGUUUCCUCCCUGAAGAUGAAGGCACGGAUGCUGAUAAUUUUCGCGUCAAGAGGUAUGUUAGUAAGUACACCAUCAACCCUGCCAUCGCGCAGGGUAUGGGCCACCUCAUCGGCUCUGUCGAAGUGGGCAAACUCGCAGAUCUCGUGCUGUGGGAUCCUGCCAACUUCGGCGCGAAACCGGCCCAAGUCGUCAAGGGGGGGAUGAUUUCUUGGUCGCAGAUGGGGGAUCCGAAUGCUAGUAUUCCGACGGUGGAGCCGGUGUUUAUGAGACCAAUGUUCGGCGCCCUCAACCCCUGCACGACCGUAACGUGGGUCAGCCAGGCGAGCUUGGGCAAAGUUAGGAAGGAGUAUGGAUUGAAGAGUAGGGUUGAGGCGGUCAAGGGGUGUAGAACGAUUGGGAAGGGGGAUAUGAAGUUCAAUGACUUGAUGCCGAGGAUGAAGGUUGAUGCGGAGAGAUAUACUGUCGAGGCUGAUGGAAAGAUUUGUACGGCGGAGCCGGCGGAGACGUUGCCGUUGAGUCAGGGGUAUUUUGUCUUCUGA